CAAAAAAAAUACCAGCCAUUAACGACCUGUAACAAUUCCAUUUUCUGCAACCAUUUUUUUUCCUUCAGUGCUUUGGAACCCUAAUUUCAACUACUCAUAGAAAUUUAUAGUAAUUUAUAAUCCAUUAAUUCAUGGGUUGCUCUUCUUCUCUUCCAGAUAGGAGUUCUGGGCGGUUGACUGGACUUAACAAUUUAGAGAAUUCUGGAGUGCCUGAUGCCAAAAAUCUACGCGUAAAGCUGGUCUUAUUAGGUGAUUCUGGAGUUGGAAAAAGUUGUAUUGUUCUUCGCUUUGUUCGUGGCCAGUUUGACCCUACAUCCAAGGUAACUGUUGGAGCUUCAUUCUUGUCACAGACAAUAGCUUUGCAAGAUUCAACUACUGUUAAGUUUGAAAUAUGGGACACAGCAGGACAAGAGAGGGAAGAAUUAAUCGUUUAUUUUGUCUCCCUCAGAUAUGCUGCAUUGGCACCUCUGUAUUACCGAGGAGCUGGAGUUGCAGUUAUUGUGUAUGAUAUAACUAGCCCAGAUUCUUUCACCAAAGCUCAAUAUUGGGUUAAGGAGUUACAAAAACAUGGAAGCCCAGAUAUAGUGAUGGCUUUGGUUGGAAAUAAAGCUGAUCUUCAUGAAAAGCGAGAAGUACCAGUUCAAGAUGGCAUUGACUAUGCUGAGAAGAAUGGGAUGUUCUUUAUUGAGACAUCUGCCAAGACUGCUGAUAACAUAAAUCAGUUGUUUGAGGAAAUUGGUAAGCGACUGCCCCGCCCAUCAUCCUCAUGAUCGGAGGAUAGAUUUUAAAGUUCUGGAACUACAUAGUUGUGAUUUCAAGUUUGUGGAUAUUGUGGCAUACAUCAUGUUUUCUUACUCUAUGAUGUAAUUCUGAAUCUCAUUUAAAAACAUUCAGUUGUGAGUCGCUAUUAUCAGCACAUGCUUGAGCGAUCCAGUGUAACCAUAAAGAUUAUAUCUGACAAGUCAUGUCAAAAGGAUCUAAAUAAUUAUUGCUUUAUGCUAUGUUUCACUCA
Messenger RNA from Durio zibethinus, 1012 nucleotides. Its product is annotated as ras-related protein RABF1. Gene Ontology annotation, molecular function: GTP binding; GTPase activity. The record is from RefSeq and is a predicted model, not a curated record. NCBI's taxonomy places the organism in Eukaryota, Viridiplantae, Streptophyta, Magnoliopsida, Malvales, Malvaceae.